CAGUAACACGUGUCUGCUGUUACAGGGAGGGAAAACAUAGCAACAGCAGCUCUCAAAACAGGAAAAGCGGUCUCCCUUCGUAAAGCCGUCUCCUUUCGUAAAGAUUGAAACGAUAUGUUAUUAACUUGAGUCAUUAGUGGACGAUAAAGUUACAAUAACUAUAGGAAAUCAGAGCGACCGACAGCUGCCUAUUAUUAUUUUUUGAUCACGCCAUAUCUUUACGAAAUGGAUGUACUGUUUUUGCGAUACGAACUUAGGAUGUGUUUACCUUACAGACGCAAAGAUGCAAAGAACAUGAUCAGGACUGAUGGCCUCUCUAAAAGUGAGGCGACUCGGCGGGACAAUGGGACGACACCACCCCAGAUGCUGCACCUUUUAUCCGCUGUCUUCGUGUGGCUCGUGACGGGCACGACCAUAUCCAGCUUAAACAAAUGGAUAUUUGCCGUGUACAACUUCAGGUAUCCUCUGCUUCUGUCAGCACUGCACAUGCUCACCGCAAUAGUGGUGGACUACGGGCUGAUCAAGCUGAAAGUCAUCCGUCACCGAGGAGUCGGCGAGCAGGACUUGACAGCCAGCGCAAAGUUCAAGGUGUUCCUACUGAGUUUAACUUUUUGUGCAAGCAUCGCGUUUGGGAACGUGGGGCUCAACUAUGUCCAGUUGUCUUUCGCACAGAUGAUCUAUACCACCACACCAAUUUUCACGUUGGCCAUAUCUACUCUGAUCCUCGGAAAACAACACCACAUGAUAAAAUACACCGCUAUGAUGCCAAUCUGCCUCGGAGCCUCUUUCAGCAUUAUGGGCGAGGUCCAGUUCGACCAGACGGGCUGCCUUUUCGUUGUCGCCGCCACAAUGCUACGAGGUGUUAAGUCCAUUCAACAGAGCAUCCUACUCCAGGAGGAGAAGAUCAACUCUGUCUUCCUCCUCUACCUCAUGUCUAUCCCCAGCUUCUGCAUCCUGAUCGUGGCAGCCCUGGCGCUGGAGAACUGGGCCGUCCUGGAGUCGCCGUUCAGCUACGACCGGCACCUGUGGCUCUUCAUCCUGCUCAGCUGCCUGGGCUCGGUGCUGUACAACCUGGCCAGCUGCUGCGUGAUCACGCUCACCUCGGCCGUCACGCUGCACAUCCUGGGCAACCUGAACGUGGUGGGCAACCUGCUGCUCUCGCAGCUGCUCUUCGACAGCCAGCUGUCGGCACUCAGCUGUGCCGGCGCCGCACUCACACUCUCCGGCAUGCUCAUCUACCAGCACUCGGAGUUCAUCGCCGGCUACCUGGACUCGCGGCACGCCCGGCAGACAGAGAGCCAGGCGGACGGGGAGAGGGACAGGGAUGGAAUGGUCCGUCCACUACUGGACUGCUGCUCAAGGGUGCCGGAUGAAGACUCCAGCCUGCUGACAGAGAGCCAAUCUGGGGAGGAGUCAGCAGCAGAACCGGAGACUCCCGACUUGGAUGGAACGUCAGAGGUCGAGAGGCAAGAGGUGAAGGAGGAGACUUUAGAUGGCAACAAGGACAAGUUGGACUGAGGCGGUCAGAAGCGGAAUGAUGGUGAAAGAUACAGUGUGGAAUGCUCACAGUGGAGCACAUGCUGACACAGGUGGGCAUCACGAACCUCCAAGGCGAGAAGCGUCUCCAUGCCUCGGAAAACAGACGGACAGACACACAGCGUUCAGAACUCUCUCUCUCUCUCUCU
Molecule: messenger RNA, 1685 nt
Organism: Alosa alosa (allis shad)
Lineage: Eukaryota; Metazoa; Chordata; Actinopteri; Clupeiformes; Clupeidae
Gene: slc35e4
Product: solute carrier family 35 member E4
Exons: 2
Coding region: 226-1518 (430 amino acids)
Cellular component (GO): Golgi apparatus
Molecular function (GO): antiporter activity
Source: RefSeq, a predicted model, not a curated record